Molecule: messenger RNA, 1268 nt
Organism: Ziziphus jujuba (common jujube)
Lineage: Eukaryota; Viridiplantae; Streptophyta; Magnoliopsida; Rosales; Rhamnaceae
Product: transcription factor MYB44
Exons: 1
Coding region: 356-1048 (230 amino acids)
Biological process (GO): regulation of DNA-templated transcription
Cellular component (GO): nucleus
Molecular function (GO): RNA polymerase II cis-regulatory region sequence-specific DNA binding; DNA-binding transcription factor activity, RNA polymerase II-specific
Source: RefSeq, a predicted model, not a curated record
GAGAGGGGUGCGCAUCUACGCACCCGUUCUAGUUAGUACCCCCACCCACUUUACAAAAGCCAGUUUCCAGGAAGUACCCUCUCUCCCUCUCGUCUUCUUCUUCUACUUCUUCUAUAGCUUUUAACCCCACUGGGCGCACCCAACAAGUGCAUGCACCUCUUUCUCUCUCUCUUUCUCUUUCUCUCUCUCUUUCUCUCUAUCUCUCUUUCUCUAUGUCAUUUAUAUAAAACCCAAACACGCCCUUUUUGCAUUCCACCUCAAGCCCCUUGCUUUAAAAGCCUCACUACGGAACCAACCACCCUUUCUCAGUACUCAAACAAAACUCUUUAACUCUCUCUCUCUCUCUCUCUCUACAAUGGAAGCAAUGAAUAGGUGUUCAUCCUCUACUUCUUCAUCUGACUCUUCCUCUUCCGAGUCUUCUUUGUCCGGUAAGACUCCCAGGAAUCCUAAUAAACCAGAAAGAAUUAAAGGUCCAUGGAGCGCAGAAGAGGACCGGGUUUUGACCCGUCUUGUUGAAAGGUAUGGGCCCAGGAACUGGUCCUUAAUAAGCCGCCACAUAAACGGUCGAUCGGGAAAGUCUUGCAGGCUGAGGUGGUGCAACCAGUUGAGUCCCAGUGUGGAACACCGGCCGUUUUCGCCAGCCGAGGACGAGACCAUCUUGGCUGCGCACGCCAGGUAUGGUAACAGGUGGGCCACCAUUGCUCGGUUGCUUCCGGGUCGGACCGACAACGCGGUGAAGAACCACUGGAACUCCACGCUUAAGAGGAGGGUUAGAGAGCAACAAAUGGACGGUCAUCAUCGCAAUGCUGAUCACGAUGUUGGGUCGGGAUCUGGGCCGUGCAUCAAUGGGCCAUUGGAGGAUGACCCUUUGACCGCGUUGACUUUGGCUCCGCCGGGGAUUGGUGUUUCCGGCGGUCCCUCCAUGGCGGAGGAGCGACGGAGUGAGAGUGUGCCGACUGGGUUUUGGGAUGUCAUGAGGGAUGUUAUAGCUAGGGAAGUGAGAGACUAUGUAACGUCGACAUUUGCUGAGAAUUCCGGCUUCCAAUAGUUAAUAGUUUUUUUUUUUUUUUUGCCUCUUUUCUUUUAAUUAUGUGCUGGUCUCUUGGCGUUAAGAGUUAAAUUAUUUUCUUCUUUUUGUUAAUAUUUUAAAUGCAUUUCUCAAAGGCAAAAGAAAUUGUUUUAAGGUUUUCGAUUAAUGCCUGAGGUGGAUGCACAAAAUAUGUUAAUAUAUUUUACUCUAAAUGGAAUUGGACGGUAAUUGCUCCAUA